Molecule: messenger RNA, 6261 nt
Organism: Anopheles funestus (African malaria mosquito)
Lineage: Eukaryota; Metazoa; Arthropoda; Insecta; Diptera; Culicidae
Gene: Maf1
Product: repressor of RNA polymerase III transcription MAF1 homolog
Exons: 3
Coding region: 2077-2763 (228 amino acids)
Biological process (GO): negative regulation of transcription by RNA polymerase III
Cellular component (GO): nucleus
Molecular function (GO): RNA polymerase III core binding
Source: RefSeq, a predicted model, not a curated record
UAAAAUAACCUUUCGCUGGUGGCUACCCUAGAGUUGCGAUUGGUAACCUGCCUGACACACACUUUGCGUAGAACUUGCUAGCGAGAAAAUUCGUGUGCGAUCAAACAACAGUGAAAGCUAUCACCCCAGUACCGUGUUUCUAAAUCGUUUCAAUUUGCAAAAUUUGUGUUUGUGUUUAUAAAAGAAAGUGUCCUCCAAACAACCGCAAACCCCUUCGACGUCGAUCGAUUCGAUCGAAAACAACCAAAGCAAACGCACGUAUAGCAACAAGAGCGUUCCGAACAACAAUUGUCUCUUCCGCCCGUCCCCGGUGACCCAGUAAAGAAGCGAAAAUGAUGGAAAAAUACAAGUCUUCUUUAUUCAGCUAUUUGUAGCCUGGUGUGGGGUUGCAGAAGGGUUACAUUUUCCUCGUCUUGCUAAGCGCGUUCGGAAAAAAACGCAACCAAACCGAAGGUAGCGCUGCGGCAAAUGGUGCGUAUUUUAAGUUCAAUUACAUUCCGAAUCCACCGUACAGCGUCAGUGGCCAAGUGAGCAAGCGAAAGAAAAACUAUUCGGUACGUAUGUAUCUCUGUGUGCGUAGUGUGCGUAUUGUGUAGAGCGAGUGCGUAAAGUUUCUUUUGGACCAUAAUUUGUGACCGGAGUGGUCAUUUGCUUUCGAAGCGCGUCGUGAAAAUGCGUUAAAGUUUGUUCUCAUCCGGUGAAAAGUGUGUGUGGCAAGUGUGUCACACGACAGCAAUUAUCCUGUCUCCCUUCGGGUACAGCGUGCGAGCGUGAGUGAGUACGUGAUUUAUCGACGAACAGGAAGGCACUAUCAACCUUCAGCUUUCGAAGUGUUGAAGGUCAAAACAAGGAUUUCAUCCUCAAAAGGGUUACUUUUUUGUGCCGCGGGAUUCUACGAAUAGAGGUGUGCGUUCGUUUAUGAUGUGCAAAAGCCAUAAGCGUCUUCAGCGAAUUGUGUUGAAUUGAUAAUUUGACCGUAAACAAAGAGAGAGGUUCAACGAUACGACGAAUACUUCCCCGACCCUUCCAAGAAAGAAGAAGCCUUCUUGUGUACAAACGAAACGAGUCGAAACCGUUUUAACAGCAUCAAAGUGUGCGUGAAACUUGUGCGUCAUCAUCGUCACCACGAACACACAGACACAGCUUGACGCAGUGCUGUUUAUAAGUGUUUUUUUUGGUUCUCGCUCUUCCUUCCACACAAUUUCGGUGCGAAGGGUAUCUUUACGAUAAAAUCGGACUCUCCCUGGAACUCUGGAACGUUGCACAAGGGAGCUAGCCCACGGAAAAAGUGUACCAAACAAAUCGCGUCCUGCUAUUUGAUACUGCUUGCCACACAGCCGGCAAGAGCAAGACACGCUUUCUCCGUACUUAAAUGUGCCCGCAACCGGUCGCCUUCGUUGUCGCCGCCGUCGUCGCCCCCGUCACUAGCAACAGCCACCGUAUUAAUAGCCGUAUUAAUCGACGCCGCCACCACCAGCAGCAGGUCGCGAGCACGAAACUGUUCAAAAAGAAGCUCUGCGUUCACCCGACCACCAUGUUCAGAAUCGCCGUCAAGAUCAACCACGGCCUGAUAAGAUCGCCCAAGAUGGUCAAAUACUCAGCCGCCCCGUGCCGGAGUUGUUUCACGGUGAGCCUGCCGGUGCCACUGUACUAAGAAGGGGUGGCACACUGACUCGACAGAACACCUUUUUCUAGCGCGUCCAAUUUGGCCAGAUUUUAAGGCAAAAGCUGUAGCUUGUAAGCAACAAUAAAUAAGGCAUCGUUUAAUUAUUGGUUUGGUGAAACUACAACAACAACGAGUAAAGCGAAGAAACAGCCAGUGCACGCUUAUUUAGCAACGCUUAGCAAAGAGAGAAAAACUACAUAAGCGAGGAAAAAAAACAUCAUCACACCAACAUCAAAGUGUGCUGUGGAUUAAUCACAAGCAAAUAUCGAAGGAAAUAUUGUUCAACAACAAAAAGAAGUAGAAAUAACAACAUCCCAACAGCCCAUUGACACGAGAAGAAGCCACGACCAACGACGACGAGAUUGAAUAUCCUUUUUUAACACUUGUUAAAAUCCCUACUGUGACACAAGAUGAAGCUGCUCGAAAGUACACGGUUCGAGGCGGUCAAUAAUAAGCUGCACAUCCAGACCGGAGACAGUACGAUCUACGGCCGGAUCGAAUCGUACUCGUGCAAGAUGGCGGGAAAUGAUAAGGCACUGUACAAACGGUUCACCUCGGAACAGUCGCCGACAGAUUUGCAGGCGUUAUCGCCACCGCAAACCCUGCAGGACAUGUCGCCGCAGAUCCUUCGCAGCAGCCUGUCCGGGGACGAGGGUGUCACGCUGUGCGAUACGAUUUCGCGCAAGACGCUCUUCUACCUGAUCGCAACGCUUAACGCCGCGUUCGAGCCGGACUAUGACUUCAGUGAGGCCAGGAGCCAUGAAUUCAGCAAGGAACCAUCACUGCAAUGGGUGCUGAACUCGAUCGAGGGCAAUCUUGGCCCGGUAGCUGGUGAGCAGUACAGCAAGAUUCGUCACGCCCUCUGGACGACGAUCGAGGACGAGAUUUCACUGAAGGACUGCGACAUCUACAGCUACAAUCCGGACCUGAACUCGGACCCGUUCGGUGAACCGGGCAGCCUUUGGUCGUUCAACUACUUUUUCUACAACAAGAAGCUGAAGCGCAUCGUUUUCUUCACUUGCCGUGCGAUCAAUUCGGUUUAUGUGGAUUCUGGAUUUUCGAGCGAUUUCGCAAUGGAGGACGAAGAAUGUUACUAAAGUGAAUGAUUCUUAAGCCGCGAACAAGUUUGAAUCUAUCAUCGAUGGAAACGAUAUACGAUUUGAAGGUGUGGUAUUGGAACAGGACCGAGGAUAAUUUGCAAUUCAUCUAAAAAAAAACAAAAGUCGUUCCCCGUUUCGUACGUAGGUCUUUAGUUAUAACAAUUUCUAUAUCAUUUGAUAAUUUUUCAUGUAAUCGUACAAUGCGCACGAACGUUCGUUUGAGUUUUUUCUGUUUUUUUUUCGUUUGGAUUUUGAAUCAAAUCGGACUUGUAGUAUGUUUUGUGUUUCAAUUCAAAGCUAGAUAUUUAACACAGACAAGAAUAGAGAGAACACACUCUAACGUAGGACAGAUGAUUGCUUUUUGUGUAUAAAACAAGAAGCAAGAGCUGCUCUACCCACUUUGGUUCUCUCAAAACGACGAAACGCACAAGCUUUUGUGGUAGAUUAGAUUGUUUGAUUGCUUUCCAAAUCUUGAUACGAUAUUUUGUUUUCUUCUUUCAACAAACUUUACAAUAUGUCUAAAACGAUUUAACUUCAUAGUUACGAUCGUAAAUGUAUUUGUGUGCGUGUUUUUUUUUGUUUUGUCUCUUCAAAUCGAUUUUAAGUUAAUGAUUUUAUUUGUUUGUGCAAGAGGAAGAUUGAAAUCCGUAAUGAAAAAAUCAUAUGAACAAUAUUUCUUCUCGAUAUAUACGAUGUAACACGUUGGUGAAUCGCACCGAAAUAUGCAAAGUUUGCAACAGCAGUGCAGCAGAAAGAGAGCGAGCACGCGCUAUUGCGAACGCAUCAUGCUAAGUAAAAACAUAAAUGGCAGAACGUAAUAAUAACACAGUUUAAGCAGGAAUGAAACAACCAACCAAGAACAAGACACGGCACCGUUACGUGAGGGCAGGUGAGAGCUGCGGCGUGAGAACUCGCGUAACGGUGAGUGCGCGAUGCUGGCAAUGUGUAGCCAACUGGAGCGGCUGGAAGAGCUUAUAAAUAGAUUAGGUUGUAGGGUAUAGAACGCUGUAGAAGCGACGUAACGUGUUUGGCUAUCAUAACCCGGGCCAGUUUACAGUGAGCACACGCGUACCGGUGCAUUCGAUGGGAGUAAAAGGGUCAAAGCACCUUUCUGUGCUCUUAUGGAAAAUCGUCGAUUUACCUGGUGUGAGAAUGUUUAGCAUCGUAAGCCAAGCAGGCAUAUAAAGGGGGAGAAAGAAAAAGAAACACCUUCCAUACAACAAGGCAAAUACAGCCCAGGCUUUGGCGGUGCAUCAAAUUAGUAGAUUUAUUUAACAUAAGCGUUUAGAGUAAUCCUUCAUCAAAACACAGUGUGACUCUUCCGGUUCACUGCUAGAGGCGUUAGUAUAGUGUAACGUUAGGUAAAGCUCUUCCACGAGACCUUCAGUCAUCGAGCGACAGCUGGGCAUCGGUGGACGUUGAGACUGUGGUCUCCCAGUUGGUGAAAUUGCCCCUGUUUCCUGUUUGCGAACGACGCGAUCGGAUUUUCCGCUUCAACCCUGCAGAAGAUGAGCCGAGCAAAAGGGGGAGUGAAAAUCCGUACCACACUUACCAUCCUACAUGCCUCGUCCGCAAAUAGUAGACAGUGACUAGGUACACUGAGAGGGAUAGGGCGGUUCCCGGCGUUCUAAUGACGGGACGGGAAAAUUAAACAUAACAAAUCUGGCUUCUGCUCAAUGCGGCACAUCCCACCAAUGCCAUACCAUCCGCAUGACCCUGGUGUGUGUCGUAUGAGCAAGAAAAGAUUUGAUAUUCAGGAGGAAGGAUUUUUAACAGCUUCAAAACACCACCCAACAACGGUGGAAUUUUCAUCCUUCCUGGUGUAGGUAGUGCAUUCCCGUCCACCAUCGACGGUCCUGUGUCCGAUGGUGGGACCGCACGUGAGAACUAUUUCACUGACUGUACCAAUUUUGUGAUAUUAGAGUCGUAAGUUUUAUCUGUUCGCCCUCGGCCAGCUUCUCUACAUUCUUUAACAGCUCCUUCUUGGAUGUUUUUCUUUACUAUAAUCUUGCAUUGCAAUUUUAAACACUCUUGUGGCGAGAUAUACCGAACGCCUGUUAGUCUGUCUCUAUGAUAAUACAGGGGAAAAAAAACACAUGAGGAAACAUCUUUUGAACACAAUGUUUCUCCUGUACCGUAAAACGCACGUCCACAAAGGCAGCAUGCACCGUAUGUUGUGUACAUCGUCCUAUCUUAUCUAUCUAAUCAAGCGAAGAUAGAGAAAAGAUCAAAAAUAACAAACGUCUUCGUGAUCAUCAUUACAAGCUGAAGUACAAACUACACGAAAUGUGAUAAGUAGCUUUUAGACCACGGGGGGACAUAAAAUCAACCAGCCAGCAGACGUUAUAUGUACUAGGCACGGACGGUAACAGACUCAUUGCCGCACACAUACGGUGUACGCCAAAGCGGACAAACGUUACAUGUAGGUGUUCCCCAUCCUAUAAUACAAUCGCAUAAUUGAUCUCGUUUAAGUGAAGUGUUAUAUUCUAGCUUACCAUUCUAAGUAAUGCACCACGGGAAAAUCAAUGGAUGGAAGCACCAAGAGAUCACAUCUUAUCCGCAUGUGAAUUGUGUACUCGCAUCGAUCGUGGAACAGGAAAACUGAUGUCACUCAGGUGACUCAAUUUUGUGCUAGUAAACAUUAUUGUAUCAUGAACUUUUACACUUUGCCUGUUAUCGUUCGCGUCACGUAACUGUGAUAAGAACCAUUUUAUCAGUGCUUGUUUGCAUCCCCAAGCUUUGGUUAAUCUUGUCCCGAAAGAUGGAAGGAUUGCAUGGUGUUUCCAGGUUUACAGGUAAAUGUCAGACACAGGGGGAAAAUUUGUUUUAAUCCUCACUAAAACGAGCUGCAGAAACCUUUAGCCAAGGAGAGUGAUUUCGGAUUUAAUCUACUAACAAUGAAAGCUCCAGAUCUUCUUUUUGACUCCUGGAUGUAGUAAAAAGGUCGAUUAAAGAUUAAUUAAAAUCUCUUAAUAACUGUUUCCAUCUCCUUUUACCAACAGAAGAAGCGAGCUGUUAUAUUGGGCAGGAUUCGAGAUGGCGAAUAUUAAAUUAAAAUUUAUAUAUAUACAUAAACACAACACAUACGCGUAAAGAUUCACUUAAAAUAAUUUAUGUCACGUUUACGACUGCAAGCAAGCGAAUAUUGCGCAUAAACUACUUUUUGUCCUUCGCAAACAAUCUUCCCGUUUCAAGUUUAAUAUCUUCGUUAAGGGUAUUUGCUAGUACUUUCACCAUUUCGGGAUGGUUGGACAAAAGGUUGCAGACGAAGCAGUUGUAGUAGGAGUAAUGGAUUUACAACACAACUUUGUGGAAAUUGCGUAUCCUAAAUAGAGGUGAAACCGUAAGCUAAAUAGACGCAGCAAAACUGUGUCACAAACGUGCACUACUUUAUCAUUAUUUUCAAUGUAUUCUCUUUAGACAAUGCAAGAUUCAAACCGUCAUUACACCGUAAUGGUUAAGGUAAAUAAAAUAUGGAGAAAAAAAAAGUUUAAA